Molecule: messenger RNA, 1679 nt
Organism: Metopolophium dirhodum (rose-grain aphid)
Lineage: Eukaryota; Metazoa; Arthropoda; Insecta; Hemiptera; Aphididae
Exons: 2
Coding region: 1091-1657 (188 amino acids)
Source: RefSeq, a predicted model, not a curated record
UUAAAAAAAAAAUAAAAAAAUACACGAUACUAUAAUAUUAUAGUUAUUACUUAUUGUAUAUAUUAUGUAUCGAAUAAAUUCACAUUUCACAAUAAUUUGACAUAAUAAUAUUAUUUAUGACAGAGAAACAAUCAUAAUAUUAAAUAUACUGAUAAACCCCGAUUUAGGAAAUCCAAAAAGUAAAUAUAAAGUAAUCUUUGCUAUUCUUGGAUACACUAUGAAGGAUAUAUUUUAUUAAAUUUCGGUAAUGCAGCGAGCGGUCUUACGGUUGAACGAACAAAUAACAACAAAUUCAAUCUCACGCGAGUAAUUUUACGCCAGGUGCUAUAAAAGUAUAAUAUUAUACUGUACAGAAAUGUAGAAAACAAAAGUGACGAGAUAAGACAGUUUAGAAACAUAUUAAAAUAUUUUGAUUGGCAACAAGUUGGUUUAAAAUAUAAAAAUAAUAAACAUAUCUGUCACAGUGGUUAUUGACACAUUUUUUCAAUGCAGACGCUGUAUAACAAUGAAACUCUCGAAUAUUGUUUAUUAUAUUAAAGUAUAAGCAUGUAUAAACCCUCUAAACUUAAAUAAUAUAAAAUAAUACGUACACGUGGAAUCUCUAUAUGUAAAUGACGAUCAUAAACUUGACUCGAGUUUGUGUGAUAUAUGGUAUUGUUUUGUGGUAUGGAAUCAUCUGUUCGGCGUUACUACUUGAGUAUGAAUAGGUAACAAAGAAAAUUAAACGGCGGUCUCGUGAAGCAAAAACAAUCCGGAAAACGUGUUCCGGUUUACGUCGGAAUUGCAAAGACGCGACGAUAACGACAAUGACGAUAAAAAUAUGCUGUAAAAAAUAUUAUAGUACAUUUGGGUCUUGAAAACCUUACUCGGAUGAACGCGAACGAUCAAUCGAAUUGGCCAACGAACCGUUUCGGGCGCAUCGAACGGCAUUGGGACCGUACGGCAACAGAAACAAAUACACACUGCAGAUACACUAAGCCGACCUUGGGUGCGUUUUCACCGGGCCUGUGUCGAGGGCACUUCCGGUCUCGGUGUCAGAUAAAUAUCCGUCAAUCUGGAGGAUUUCAAUCAAGUCACUCGAGUCACCGCAAUGAUGUUCCAGCGGAUUGCAGCUCUUCUGAUCGUCGGAUCCGGCGCGUCAACCGCGUUCGUCCACUCCACCAACCAGCAGUCCAACCAUCAGUCCAACUAUAAAUCGGAAUCUAGUUACAGCAGCAGUUCGUCACGUAACGGUGGUCAUUCAUAUAGUUACAUCAGCCAGUCAGCUCACGGCCCAGGUUAUAGUUACAGUUACAGUCACUCCGAUGGCGGAUCACCAUUAUUCUUACCUGAAUACGCUUCUGGAUAUCAUUCAUACACUCCUCUAUUCAUUCCAUCAAUCGAUUUCGAUCUAGACUUUGAUUUGGAUGAUGAUCUAGAUACUGAUAUAGAUUUCUAUAUUGAUACAGACUUGGAUUUAGACAUAGAUUUGGAUUUUCCGGGCAUUGAAUACGGACUCGGUUACAUUGGAAAAUACGGACACUGGUAUAGAAAACCAAAAUACGGAAUUUCCAAGUUGUACCACAGUAUCGAUCUAGAUUUUUUGAAUUAUGGAGGAAAUUACGGAUACGAUAAUUUAGGACCUUCACAUUUUGGAUCACUUAAUAUUUUCAAAUAAAUAUAUUUGUCAAAGUAGUAAA